Molecule: messenger RNA, 5466 nt
Organism: Folsomia candida
Lineage: Eukaryota; Metazoa; Arthropoda; Collembola; Entomobryomorpha; Isotomidae
Product: coiled-coil and C2 domain-containing protein 2A-like
Exons: 30
Coding region: 147-4913 (1588 amino acids)
Biological process (GO): non-motile cilium assembly; protein localization to ciliary transition zone
Cellular component (GO): ciliary transition zone
Source: RefSeq, a predicted model, not a curated record
GGAAAGUUUUAUUAGAGAAACAACGGAAACGAUCCCAAAUGCAUGCAUGUGCGUAACCUUGGUAAAACCCGGAUGCAAACAUCAACAACCGAAUCGGGUAGUGAAGGGAUUAGCAUAACAACAUUUUACCCGUCGCCACAGUAUUGAUGGCGACUAAAGGGACAAGACAUCGCCAAGGGUGGGGAAGUUCACCUUCACCUUCACCUCCGAUUCAUAAAGUUAGACAUCGCCCUCCUCAAAAAAGGUCAGUCUUUACUGCGUCCGACAUUGAGACAGACGACUCGGAAGGCACUCAUCAUGAUCGUCACUUGAGAAAGGCCAAACCUCACACGGCAAUAGAAAUAGACAAGGACUUGGACCUUACGCCGGAUCGUCCUUCAUCAAGCAGGAUGAUUCUAGGACCGCCACAACGAAGGUCAAAAUUUCGAGGACAAAGUGAUGACGAGGAAAGCAUCUACAGUCUGCGGGAAGAUAAGGACAAUUUUCAAACUGCGACAACAGACACUGAAGGAAAUCGAGAGAUAUUAAGCAUUAAUAAAACCACGACUGCCUUGUUAUUAGCGGAGGAAGCGUCGCAGAUUUUAGGAAGCCCCAUAAUUAAUGACGGGUCCACUAGGAAUUACUGGACCAGUGUGACCUUCAUUUCUCCAGUUCACUGGACUAACGAUGAAUGGGAAAGAAUGAGGGCAUUGACAUUCUACCCGUCCGCCGGUCCAGUACCUGAUUCUAACAAAAUUGAGGAUGACAUUGAGAAACGAAUCCCGGACGAUGAAGGCCUUUACAUGGGAGAUCCGGUGAAAUUAGGAAAUGGAAAUUGGAAUCGUCUUUAUUGGCGAUUGCUCAAACAAAAUGCAAACUACUGGUUUGGAUCGGAUGGGAAAUUAUUUUGUUACGCGGAUCCAUACAGACCAGAACCUGUGCAGUUGUUUCGAGAAGAUCAGUUCAGCAUGGAGGACAUUCAACAAUCAACUCGUUUCGUUCCGGUCAAACUUGACCCCUUCUUACAAAUCGGGAAUUCCGUUCAACCUUACGUGUUAGAAGUAGAUUUAGGAUACGUCAACUUUAUGCAUCAUCCCUUCUUCAGCAAAGAGCACGUAUUGGCUUCAACAUUGCAGAGGGCAUUUGAAACGUACUCCCGAAGACACGAAGAAAAGGUCACUGAUCGAGCCGUGAAUAAGCUAAAGGCCCUCCGAGAGGCCUUAGCUCACAUAAAAGCCUCCACAGAACACAUUUCUCAAGAACUGUCUAAUGAGACGAGUUCAAACAUUCGAGAAAAAUUGGUGGAAAUGCUGACCCAACUCAAAGAACGGAGAGAAUCCUACAGAGCUGAAAUGCGAAAGGUGUCAUUGGCUCGAGACCAAGGUCAUUGGGAUGACAAAGCGUCGAUAUCAAUGGUUUUGGAAGCAUGGAAAGAGUUGAAAAGCAUUCGUGAACAUCAAGGUUUUAUAAAUACUAUGCUCAAACUCAACAUUAUCGAGCUACCAAGUGAUCCCAACGAAGAGUUGGAAAACUGGGUGUAUGACAUUGAGCAAGACUUGCAAGACAUUGAGGAAGAAAGUGAAGAAAUAUUUGACAAACAAAUGACAAAAUAUCGAGCCAAAUUAAAACGUUGGACGAUGAAGACCCAAAAAAACAAAGGAAAUAAUAAUGAUGGAAAUGGGACUGACGAAUCGGACUCUUCGUCACUUUCCCGGCGGCCAAAACCUCCACAAAGGCCGUCCAUUGAAGAAUGCAAAAAAGUUAUUGAAAAACGGUACAAAGAGAUUCGGAGGAGGCCAGGAGAACCACACAUUGUUCUAGAGUUGGUCAACACUGUGUCCAUUACACCAAUCGGUCAACUUCCUGAAGAAGCUGCAAAGGAAAAACAGCGGAGGAAAGUUCUUAAAAGAUGUAAAGUGGAAUUAAUAUUGUCGUUGAAUGGGAAUGAGAUAUUUAUCUCCAAACCCCGAGAAAUAAACGCCGAUUUUUCAGUUUUCUUGGGAUUCAAAGUACCAAUUUCAUUUAAUGAGACUCCAGAGUUGUUGGAAAUGGAGUUGGUGGAUUCUGAAACUCGAAUAAGAACUCUGAAAAUCCCAAUACCGUUGCCGGACUGGAAGACCACAAUUGAAAGAUGUAAAAUGAAGAAAAUCAUGUUUUUUGCUAAUGACGUCAUCAAGGUUGCUAAUUCUGGGGUGGGAAGUGGAGUAGACUUUGAUAUCAACGGAAAAGACCACGAAGCCAUUCAAACCAAAGGAAAUAUCUCAGUCCGAUGUGGCUGGGCAGUCAACGCGGAAGGGAGUAUCCAACAUCCUUUGGCGAAGAGGGAAAGUUUUGCAGAUAAUGGCGAACCUGGUGCUGAUGAGUUUACAAGAAAACUGUCCACCAACUCAUUGUCAGAUCCAAAUGAUCCUAAAAAUGCUUCACGACCUCAAAAACUUUCAGGCUCUGGAUUUGUCCCACAACUUUCUUCCAUCUCUGAGACACUGCCAGACGCAGUGGAUGAUUGCAAUAUGGGGGAUGACAUAAAUGAAAAUAACAGGUUUGGGUUGGACACGCUGAUGACAGACUUUGACUUUUGUGCCGAGCAUGCAAUCGAAAAGUCGUCGAGGUACAAGCUGCUUCAACUCAGGGAUCAAGGUGUUCCCGAGUUUAAGAAUAUGAAAAUGAUAUCUCCCUUCGAACGUGACAUUGCAAUUGACAUUUUCUCGGCAUACGAACGAAGAUUGAAGGAAGAUCUCCGCAAAAGGAGAGGUGACAAGACUUUGGUUCACUUUGGUAGGAGACGGCAAAUUGAGGAUGAUUUUGUGUACGAAUCCAACCGUUUGGAAAGAAUUCGUGAAAUUCGCUUAAGUGUGUUGCAACUAUUUGAGAAAUCUUUGAAACAAAUCACAUUCGAGGAUUUGGUGAUUGAAGAGCAGAUUCCUGAUAUCGGCACUCUUGGACUGAAUUUGAUGUCAUACUUUCAGCCGAGAAGACCUCUGCGACCCCAACGCAAAGAGCGGAAACGGAUCCAAGCGUCAAAUCUUGUGGACACCAAAAUCGAUGUAAUCUUCAAUAUCGUGCGAGCUUUCAAUCUGCCACUAAGAAAAGAUUCGGAUGUUGGAUUAAUUACCACGGAGUCCUUAACAGGGAUUCAGUUGCAGAAAAAUAAACGUUCCGAGAGAGGAAAUUACUCCACCGUGAGACCUUUUGUAGAAGUGUGGUUUCAAAGGAAGAAAGUCCGCACCACAACGGCCUUGGGUUCCAACCCAACUUGGAAUCAAGAACUGCAGCUCAACUUGACUGUGCCAAACGACGACUAUUCUCAGACGAAUUUGAGUAAAAUGGAUGACUUAAUGUUUCUCCUGAUAUAUGACGAGGUCCCAGUUGACCUCUUGGAAGAUGAUCGACGCAGAGAAACAGAUAUUCACCAGCGAAUAGAAAGACGAUGGCUUGGCUCAAUUACCAUCCCAUUUUCAACCCUGUACACGAAUGGCAGAAUUGAGGGGACAUUUAAAAUUAAAAUGCCUCCAGUUCUUUUGGGGUAUGAGCCACAGGGAAUGGCGACACAUUUUGGAGGUUUGACAAUGUCAUCCAAGGCCGGGAUUAGUGGACCAUCCUCGACUAGUCUGACAAACAAAGGAACAGGGUCCCUGCAGAGCCAGACGAAUGCAUUUCUCACAAUUUUUAUCACUCUUCAACCCGCAGUUCAACCGUCGAGCAGUCUCAGGGAGGACAACGCUACAGGUGAAACCAGUGAAAUGAUGGCUUUUGUUAAGAAUUGGAAAAAUAUCUUCGAAAGAAGGUUUGUUGAACGGAUGGUUCGACCAUUUGUCAUGACUGCGGAGGGCGACACUAUUAUUUGCACCAGAUACAUGACGCCCAUCCAGCCACCGGAUGGUUUUCUCCAUGAAGAAGCCGAUGUAGUUCAGAAGAUGGAAAUGUUGGCCCAUUAUGUCUCUUUAUUCCCGUUUGUUCGCGACUCCACUCUUGGGAUCACAGACUACAGUUUAUGGUUUCCUUCAGAUGUAUUUGUUGGUACGCCUGGCGGUGGAGUGGAUGAUCACGCCGUGCUGUUGGCAUGCUACUUUCAUUUCAUGAACAUUCCGUGCUGGAUUGUUCAAGGUAAUGCAAUUCCUGAUGGACCAACGACAUUUAUAGUUACUUCCUUUAAGAAUGUUGGAGAGGACAAAGGAAUUCCAAAGAGCAUGAAAAACACCGAAUUGAUUUGGAACCCUUGCACUGGAGAACACUUCGACGCAAAUGAUAACUUUUGCCCACUACAGAAAGUUUGGAGUGUAAUUGGAAAGCAAAAUAUCUGGGCAAAUGUGUCAGAGUUUGAGAGGCCACACCAAAUAGAGUGGAAUAUUGGAAAGUCCAAAAUGUGGCUGCCCCUUUUUACUAAACCAAUGGCUGACGAUAAGAUGCCAUGUGUGCAAACUGGAAUUAAAAGAUAUAAACAGGCCGAUCAAAACCAGGCAAAUAGUUUGGCUCAACGAAUUGAGAGAAACUUGAAGGACAACUUUAUGAAAUGGAGAACCACUUCCAAAACGAACUGGAAUCGUUACUGCAGCGCGACUCUAAGACGUUUGUUGCCAAAAUUGGAGGAGACCAAGUCGAGUGGGACUUCCACGACCAGGCCCCACAGCGGUCCAGGAAGUGGCAGCAUCGAGUCCAACAUUUUAAUGAGCACCCACUCCGGCUCUGUGACCAAUCUCAACGAGGAACACUUGUUGGAAUUGAGAGAAGUGAUGUCGUCCUUUCAAAUGAGCGGAUUUCCUUUGCAGCAACCCUACGUGAAUAUGCAUUCGAUUAUGGAGACUGUGUUUGCAACGGGGGUUCACACAAUUGACACGCCCGACGUGGAAUUCGCUUUGGCUGCCUAUGCUCACGCAUAUCCUGCAAGUGUUUAUUCCGUUUGGGUCUAUGUCGCGGCACUCCACCGAAGAAAAUAACUAAAUAAGUGGAUGGAUAACUUAAAUUAUUAUUAAUUCUCAUGAUUUGUUUUAGCAGUUGUAAAAUCUUUUAAAAUUUUCUAUAUUUGGACUGUUCCGUAAAAUUAUACUCGACAAAAGACAAUGUUUCACAUGCGACGCAUAUUGAGGUGUUUAUGACAAAUAUAGCAAUUUCAUGGUUUCCCAAUGACUUUAAGCCAUAUCACCAGAAUGAGUUACUGGAUUAGUCGUUACACUAGUCACUGCUAAAAAUUUUCAGAAAUAAUGGGUUUACAAAUUUUGACGAUGAUAGUAGAAUUGUAAUUUAUUUUGUAAAAUUGCGUAUAUAUAAUGAUUAUAUAUGUAUAAAUUGUUCAAGUCACUCUUAAUAAGGGCCAAUAUUAAGCUAUUUAUCUUACAAUUAGUUAGCAUAGGAAAAGCUUGGAAAAUGAAAUUUAUUAUGCAUUGUAUUAACGAAUAGAAAUUCAACAGGAAACAAGAAUUAGACCAUAUAGUUUAAUUUGUAGAUGGAUUACGACUUUGGUACAAUUAAAAAUGAUACUGCUACUCUGAA